Molecule: messenger RNA, 526 nt
Organism: Phaedon cochleariae (mustard beetle)
Lineage: Eukaryota; Metazoa; Arthropoda; Insecta; Coleoptera; Chrysomelidae
Source: the annotation of a GenBank genome assembly
GAAAAUUUGAAAAAUUAUAUGGACAAGUUAACAGAAAUACAGAAUGCCAGAGUGAGACUUGAAGCCGAUAUUGCUGAUAAGCUAGCUCAGAUACGGAAUCUAAUAAUCAAAGCUGAAGAUAGUCGAAUCAACGAUCUGAAGGAGCUCAUCAAGCAUUAUGAUGAAGUAAAUGCAAUUAAUUCAGAAAUGAUCAACGGACACAACAUAAAAUUACAAAACUAUGAAGAGGGAGUCGAAACUAUGAAAAAGAUCAAUGCCAUCAUACAAAAGGCAUCCAGAAUAAGAGUGGGGCAACAUUCUUCACAUGUCAUCAAUCACUGCAGGAAUUGUAUCAAAAACAACAGUCUAGAAGGUUUGAUAAAAGUGAUAAGAACUGGUGGCCUAUGAAUAUUUCAGUUGGAUUCACAGAAUUCAAAGAUUGAAUCACUAUUGAAGAUGAUUUGAUCGAUUAUGAAGCAUAAAAAGAAUCAAGAAGAAUACUCUGGAUAUUGUUUAUGAUUAUGUGAUGAUGAUGAUAAUAAUAAAG